Molecule: messenger RNA, 2541 nt
Organism: Plodia interpunctella (Indianmeal moth)
Lineage: Eukaryota; Metazoa; Arthropoda; Insecta; Lepidoptera; Pyralidae
Exons: 1
Coding region: 48-1754 (568 amino acids)
Source: RefSeq, a predicted model, not a curated record
UCACCAAGGCAACAUAUUAACUUUAUCACUCCCGUUGGUUACAGAAAAUGGCCAAAACGACAUUGGGUGAGUUAGCUGACAGGCCCUUCCCGAACGGUAAUGAAGAUGCAUUUACUGAUGUGAUAAAAUGUCUUGAUGAGAAUUUCCCAGAGGAUUGGCGCAUAUGGGAGAUUGCUGAUAUCUCUUUUAAAGAUCUCUUCGGUGAAGACUCCCUCACAAGUUUAGAUAGCAAAAUAAGGUUUGCUAUCCCGACUACAGACUUAGCAAAGGCAUUUAAUCCCGACUGCAAAUCCUUAUCCGAAAGAAAGUACAGAAGUAUUCGAUGUAAACUACUAAACUGGUCGUUAGGCCGCGCCUUAAUAUACACCCCUCAACAUUACUCUGAAAGACUCUACGGAUCAGGGGAUAAUUAUAAACGAUUUAGAGAAGCUGUUAAUAAAAUCAAAACUAAAUUAACCACCAGACGAAACGCAUCCGCUGAGUUAAGAGACUCCAGUGUGGAAUCUUUAACAUCGCCAUAUUCCUCACAUAACGAGGGUCGUGGGGAUAGGGAACAUUCUUCGCGAAAAAGAAAGUCUGUAAUUAACGAGGACUCUCCACCUUCGAAACAAAAGACCACUUCGCGAGAUUUAAACAAUAGCGAACACCUUCUUGCCUCUGUCCAUAACCAACAUCUGUUGGUUAUUGUGGUCUUGUUGAGAUCUAAUCAACUGGUUGAAAUGUUCAACCAGUUGAUUAGAUCUCAACAAGACCACAAUAAAAAACUCGAUGACGUUUGUGCUUUAGCAUUAAGAAAAAAUCCUACCGACUUAACACCAAGAACAGGACCCGAGCCCACAGAUCAGGAGAUGCUCAAUUCUUCGUUCGAUUCCGUACCAGACAGCACCCAGGCAGACGAGGAAACUGUGGAAGAAAUUUACUCAACUAAUUUAAUCGAUAGCCCAAGCCUAGGAGCAGGGUCUGUUUCAAAACGCGAAACGGAUUUAAGGCAAAGAAUAUGCGAAGCGCAGAGGGAAUUGAUUAAAUUGCAAAACGAAAAGGUGGAAACGUUUAAUUUCGAACCAAACACCGUAGAAGGCGACCCAAAAAUAACCAAGGCCGACCCAUAUUUUGUUGCUCAGUGUAUUCAGUGCCAGCGGUUUGGCCAGGAGGGUUGGAAGAACAUAAGAUAUAGUGAAAAACAAAAACAAUAUCAAGCCACACCAGCUUUCCAUGCCCUUAAAGUUAAUAAUAUACUGGCGAGCGUUUCACCUACCUGGAAAUCGACAAUGACACUUGAGAAGUUCGACACGGUAUUGGGAGCAAUUACGCAUGGCCUUCUACAACAGAGAAAAGAUUUUCACGAUCUCGUUAACGGUUUAUCCCCCGACGCCCAAAAUACAGUGGCGCGAGACUUUGGGACAUCAAAGUAUAAAGCUAAUGCCGACUCUCUCCUGCAGUACGUCUGUGGUCGAAGGGCGGAAGUAAUUGAGCAAAGAAGGGCAGUAUAUAAGGUACCGAACAAAGCUCUUAAUGAAGCCUUACAUAACAUCCCACCUUCAGAAACGCACUUAUUUUGCGAUAACCUUCUAUCGCAAACCAUAAAAGAUUGCUCGACUGGAGACAUUAAGAAUAUUUUUCCGUUCACCAAGAAACACGCGACAACAAAAACACGUCGAACAGAUAAAUAUGGGGAGCGUCCGCAACCGUUACACGUGUCGAAAUCGUACGGUUACAAGAAAUACAACAAAACAGGAAGAAAUGAAGCCGGAUGAGGACCAUCAUCGAAGCAAUAUAACCCCCACCCUAAGCAACAGCAGCAACAACAACAUCAGUAUAAGAAAAAAUGGGGGGGAUAACAAAAGGAAAUGACUAUUUCAAGGCGGGAUGCCUCCAAUAUUAUGUCCGAAAGUGGAAAUCUGCACCAAGACUCAUAAAAAACUUUAUCGCAGGCUACAGAAUUCCUUUUUCAACAAUACCUCCAUUAAGAAAGUUCACUUUCCGAAACAUCAGGAGAUUUCGGACAAAGGUAAAUAAAUCCAGAAAUGUCAAGACAAAUUCAAGACCUAUUAAAAUCGAGAGCCUUAGAAGAAAGCCCAUACAAAAGAGGAAUUUUGUCAGAAAUGUUCCUGAGAAAGAAGAACGAUGGGUCUUUCCGUCCUAUAUUCAAUUUAAAAGGUUUAAAUCGUCACGUAAUAUCACCCAAAUUCCGUCUUCUAAACCAUUUAAAACUCCCGUCAUUGCUAGACAAAGAAGUCUUCAUGAUGAAAUUGGAUAUUUCUCAGGCUUAUUUCCACUUACCAGUGACCCCAGUCAUCGCCGCUUUUUAUCUCUCAGUUACCAAGGUUUGUUUUACCAAAUGACAUGCCUGCCCUUUGGUCUGGCGAGCGCUCCAGCAGCUUUCGCCAAGAUAACAAAUUGGAUCGCCCAUGUGAUCAGGAUGAAAGGCAUCCGUGUAGUCGUUUACCUGGACGAUUUUCUGCUAAUACACAAGGAUUCAAAAACUUUACAAGAUCAAGCUGCUUACGUCACCAAUUUCUUGACAGAACUUGGAUGGAACGU